CAGCCUGAGCAUGAACACUGGAAACAUGCGUCUCGCCUUCCCUUAGAGAAACCCAAAGAAUGACGUUACCAGACUUCAGCUUCUGCGUGAAUAGCUGCACGACUUCUUAAGACAGAGGAAUAUGGGGAUUUAGAAGGAAAUUCCUUUCGUCAAACGUCGCAACCUUGACGUGAUCUUAACGGACAUCGUGGAAUAAACUGGAUAGACACUGAGUCUGACUUACCGGUGACUUUUCUCACCUGCUCGUCCAGUUUCACUUCUCAGAGACGUGACGUCUUUAGUAGACGAUUCACAAUACAGUACUGCCACCUACUGGAGCAACGCGGACACGGCAGCAAUGAUAAACCCGAGCAUUGUGAAGCAUUAUAAUCACACAGGAAAGUUGGACAAUCGCCAAGAGACCGGUGGAAGCACUUUAGAUCCCGAAAAGGUGGUAUUCCUGGUUAUAUGUAGCUGUAUUGUCCUUGAAAACCUGAUAGUCCUAAUAGCAAUAUGGAAAAACCACAAAUUCCAUAACCGCAUGUACUUCUUCAUUGGAAACUUGGCGUUGUGUGACCUUCUGGCUGGAGUGGCUUACACAGCCAAUCUGCUCAUGUCGGGCGAGAGGACUUUGCACCUGUCUCUAGCUGAGUGGUUUAUCAGAGAGGGGAGCAUGUUUGUGGCUCUGGGGGCCUCCAUCUUCAGUUUGCUGGCGAUAGCCAUAGAGAGGCAUCUCACCAUGAUUAAGAUGAGGCCCUACGACACCAGUAAGAACUACAGGGUGUUCCUGCUCAUAGGCAUGUGCUGGCUGAUAGCCGUGGCUCUCGGCUCUCUGCCCAUCCUCGGCUGGAACUGCCUGGACAACCUGCCCGACUGCUCCACCGUUCUCCCGCUCUACUCGAAGAAGUACGUGGCGUUCUGCGUCGGCAUCUUCACGGCCCUGCUGGUCGCCGUGGUGGCACUGUACGCCCGCAUCUACGCCCUGGUCAAGUCCAGCGGGCGCAAGGUGACAAAGCACGGCAGCUCGGAGCACUCCAUGGCCCUGCUGCGCACCGUCGUCAUCGUCGUCGGCAUCUUCAUCGCCUGCUGGACGCCCCUGUUCAUGCUCCUCUUCCUGGAUGUGGCGUGCGCAGUCGGGCGCUGCGCUGUGCUGCACAGGGCUGAUUGGUUCAUCACCCUGGCCGCCCUCAACUCUGCCCUGAACCCCGUCAUCUACACGCUGGCCAGCAGGGAGAUGCGGAGAGCCUUCUUCGCCGUGGUGUGCAGCUGCCUGCAAGCUCGGAAGCCCCCCGCAGCAGGGCGUGCCGGGGACAGUAGCAGGAGCAAGCAGAGCUCUAGCCACAGCCAGAGGCCCGCGGACGAGCCCGAGGGCCCAGAGACUGCAGUCGCAUGCACACCGCAGAAGGAGACGGCUCCCGGAUGCAGAAGGGAGCGCUGAUGCUCCCGGAGCCAGGUGUGGGAACGCAGAUUUCAUCCCCGGAAGGGUUGUUAUUUAUGACGGAGAUUUCUUGCACUGUCUCUCCGUCUGUAUUUGCCUGUGUUGCCAAGGCGAUGAUGUUCACACACAGACAUUCCUCUAACAGACACAGGCCGGAACAGAUGGAGCCAGAGCCCAGUGGUGAAGACUGAUGCACUCUGGAGAAUGUACUGACAAAAUAGCUCGGGCUGGUCUACAGCUCAAAACCAGAUCCUAGUUCACUAAUGCUGCUCUCCAGUUCUGCACGAAUACCACCCCUGGACUGGUAUUCCCAAAGCACACCGGCGUCUUGUCUGGUGCUUCGGGUUUUGUGACUAACAUCGAAACGCAGAAGAGGAAUCGGGUGUUACAGCAGGACACCCAUUUGAAACUUUUUAACGAACACCGAGCCUAGUCCUCUACUUCCACAGCCGAGGGAACAGAUGAUCUCCUGGAACAAGAUUCUUGGGCCAUAGUAUUCCUAAACUAGUGAAAGUUUCAACCUCAGUCUCUCUUUAAGGCUUUUCUGUGCUCUGGAAAAAACUGCCCUUGGAUAUGUUAUAAUUUUCCUGGCCAUAAGUAGUCCUCACCACAGAGAGUUGGCGAAGUAUGUUAAAGUGGGAGGAGCAGAGGAUGUGCGUGAGGGGGUAGGAGCAAGAUUGUCUCCCCUCCUCCCCUCCUCCUCCUCCUCGCCGUAAAGUUUCCAUUUUAGGACACAAACCGGCAGCUUCAACAGAACAUAUUAGUACCUCAUAAACCAAAUCCAGGCCAGGGAGUUCUGCUGUAGCUGAGCAGUGCACUUAAAAUCCAGACUCAGCUGUGUUUCCCAGUCACACCACCAGCCCUCUCGCUUUGGAACUAGGCCGUUCGGUUCAUCUGAGGGAGCGUUUCAGACAGUCACAGUCAUAUUUAUGUUGGACCCAACCUCAUGUUCCACAUGAAUCCUUUCUUCAUGGCGUGUGCCAGACCCAACUCCUCAGUUCCCCGUGGGACGUGUCAAGCUUCUAUUCGCGAUUCCAGAUCAGCUGCACAGCGAACAAGCUAUUUAUAACAAGUUUAGCAAACUGAUGUUUCUGCAUUUUGUGAAUAUUCUGUUUCUGUUCUACCUGGUCUACGUAUAUAUCAGACUUUGUACGGAGGGAAGGAUUUCGCAGUUAUGUUAGGACGUGAAAUAGAUUUGCGUGAAAACUCGUUUAGAUGCUGAUUUCGUGUUUAACCCAGUGAAGUCAAGGUGGCAAGGCCUGUGGUUAAAACAGGACAGCAGUGGCCUGAGGAGAAGGAACGUGCUUAGCAUGUUUGCCUCUUGGAGCUAGGGUCUUGGGUCUGAGUCUACAUGUUCUCUGAGUGUCCAAAAACAUGAAGGUUAGCUUCACUGAAUAUUCUAAACUGGCCUGUAUGAAUGUGAACUGUGUGCCUGUAUGUCCAGUGAUGAUUGGUGCUCUGUGCUGGU
Molecule: messenger RNA, 2885 nt
Organism: Electrophorus electricus (electric eel)
Lineage: Eukaryota; Metazoa; Chordata; Actinopteri; Gymnotiformes; Gymnotidae
Gene: s1pr3b
Product: sphingosine-1-phosphate receptor 3b
Biological process (GO): G protein-coupled receptor signaling pathway
Cellular component (GO): membrane
Molecular function (GO): sphingosine-1-phosphate receptor activity
Source: RefSeq, a predicted model, not a curated record